Molecule: messenger RNA, 8129 nt
Organism: Engraulis encrasicolus (European anchovy)
Lineage: Eukaryota; Metazoa; Chordata; Actinopteri; Clupeiformes; Engraulidae
Gene: zbtb16b
Product: zinc finger and BTB domain containing 16b
Exons: 6
Coding region: 87-2372 (761 amino acids)
Biological process (GO): regulation of transcription by RNA polymerase II
Cellular component (GO): nucleus
Molecular function (GO): protein binding; DNA-binding transcription factor activity, RNA polymerase II-specific; RNA polymerase II cis-regulatory region sequence-specific DNA binding
Source: RefSeq, a predicted model, not a curated record
GCCACUCCUCUCUCCUCCUCCUCCUCCUCCAUCACCCCCUCCUCCUCUUCCACCACCUCCUCCACCACCACCACCUCCUCCACGUCAUGGAUCUGAGCAAGAUGGGCACCAUCCACCUGCAGAACCCGGGCCACCCGGGCGCCCUGCUGCACAAGGCCAACCAGAUGCGCCUGUCGGGCACGCUGUGCGACGUGGUGAUCAUGGUGGACGCGCAGGAGUUCCGCGCGCACCGCACCGUGCUGGCCUGCGCCAGCAAGAUGUUUGAGAUCCUCUUCCACCGCGCCAGCCAGCACUACACGCUGGACUUCCUCUCGCCCAAGACCUUCCAGCAGAUCCUGGACUACGCCUACACGGCCACGCUGCAGGCCAAGCUGGAGGACCUGGACGACCUGCUCUACGCCGCCGAGAUCCUGGAGAUCGAGUACAUCGAGGAGCAGUGCCUGAAGAUCCUGGAGACCAUCCAGGCUUCCGAGGAGCACGUGGCCGACAUGGCCGACGUCAACGCAACGUCCGCCGCCACCACGGACAACAACAACAGCAGUAGCAACAACAACGGCGGGCCGCUGAGCAUGGCGAUGACGGCGACGACGGCGGAAGAAGAGGAGGCGGCGGCGGCUAUGCGCAUGGUCGCGGCGCGCCACCUCAAGAGCACACUUCUCUCCAAGAAACAUUCCACGAUGGCGGGGGCCGACGGGCCUUUCGGAGGAGGAGGAGGUGGUGGGGGGUGGCGGCACCACCGCCUGGCCCUGAGCGCGGCUGCCGCUGCCGCCGCCGCCGCAGCCAUGGCGGGAGACCUCCACAACAACCCCCUCCACCACUACCACCAGCAGCACCAGCACCAGCAGCAGCUCCACCACCACCACCAAGCGCACAGGCAGCCAGGGAUGGGCCACUCUCCCCCCGGGGGAGGCCAGCCCACCCUCAGCCCCACUAAAGCCGCCGUGGACAGCCUGAUGAGCCUGGGCCAAGCCCUGGCGCCCCCCGGAGGCCUGAUGGAGCGCAUCAAGACGGAGAUGAUGCAGGUGGACGAGCAGGGCGCCGCCUACGGCCACGAGGGAGGCGGCAACUCCAGCAACGGCGACGGGAUCGGCGGAGGAGGACCCGGCGGCGACGGCAGCCGGCAGCAAGACGGCCCCGGAACCCCCACGCGCAGCAGCGUCAUCACCAGCGCCCGCGAGCUCCACGUGCCCGGCGGCCGCGACGACGGCAGCGGCGGCGCCAUGGACGCCCAGAUGGACCUGGGCGGCAUCCCCGGAGGCCUCGGGGGCAUGGGCGGGCUCACGGCCACCGGGCUCGCCGAGCGCCACCUGGCCUCGCUGUACGCCUCCAUGCCGGCCAACCACAAGAGCGAGCCCUCCAUGCUGGGCAUGCCCGGCUCCAUGCCCAUGUCGCCCUCGCUGGCGGCCAUGUCGGCCGUGGACCUGGGGGCGUACGGCAGCCUGCUGCAGCAGAGCUUCAUGCAGCGCGAGUUCUUCAGCAAGCUGGGCGACUACGCCAUGAAGACGGGCUCCGACGCCGCCGUCGCCGCCGCCGGCCAGCUGCUGGCCCAGACGGGGGACCGCUGCCACAUCUGCGGACUGGAGCUGCCCGACAGCGACGCCGUCGAACAGCAUAGGAAGCUGCAUAGCGGGAUGAAGACGUACGGCUGCGAGUUCUGUGGGAAACACUUCCUGGACAGCCUCCGACUGAGGAUGCACAUGCUCUCACACACAGGCGGAGCGAAAGCACUCGUUUGUGACCAGUGUGGCAAUCAGUACGCCAAGGAGGAGGAGCUGGAAGCACACAGGAGAACACACUCAAGUUCCGACAUGGCGGUGUUCUGCCUGCUGUGCGGUAAGCGCUUCGCUACCCAGAAGGCUUUGCAACAGCACAUGGAGGUCCACGCCGGUGUGCGGAGCUACAUCUGCAGCGAGUGCGACCGCACGUUCCCCAGCCACACCGCACUCAAGAGGCACCUACGCUCACACACAGCAGGUGACCACCCGUUCGAGUGUGAGUUUUGUGGGAGCUGUUUCCGUGACGAGAACACGCUAAAGGGCCACAAGCGCAUUCACACGGGAGAGAAACCCUACGAGUGCAACGGCUGCGGCAAGAAGUUCAGCCUCAAACACCAGCUGGAGACGCACUAUAGAGUACACACAGGAGAGAAGCCGUUCGAGUGCAAGCUGUGUCACCAGCGCUCGCGCGACUACUCGGCCAUGAUCAAGCACCUGCGCACCCACAACGGCGCCUCCCCGUACCAGUGCACCAUCUGCCAGGAGUACUGCCCCAGCCUCAGCUCCAUGCAGAAGCACAUGAAGAACCACAAGCCCGAGGACGUGCCCGCCGACUGGCGCAUCGAGAAGACCUACCUGUACCUGUGCUACGUGUGACGCGGCCGGACGGCCCCGCACACUACAACAACCACCCCAUCCCCGUCACCCAUCCCCUCCACCACCACCACCACACACGCCCAGCCUGCUCCCUGACCCCUCCACCCCACCCCACACCGUUGACGCAAGGGGGGACAGGGGAUAGGGGAGGGGUGGAGUAUGCCUGAACAUGUGCAUGUGUGUGUGAUUGUGAUAGAAAAAAAGAGAGUUGUGGUUGGUCCAAUGCACCAACACACAACUACCCUCACUGCCUCAGCCACCCAACAACGCAAGGGGGGGAGGGGGAUAGGGGAGGGUGGAGUAAUGCGCGCGUGUGUGUGUGUGUGUGGGACUGUGUGAGUGAUUUGAGUGUCGUGGUCAAUCCAAUCCAGCUUAACAGGGUUUAAGGGCUGGCUAACGAGAAGGCUGGAGAUAGACUGAGGGGGGGGGGGGGGGGUUGUUUGUUUGUUUGUUUUGUUUUGGUUUUUGUACUCGUGUCUUUGGUGGGUUUUGUGUACCAUCGAUGUGUGGUGUACAGUAACUUCUCUCUAGUUCUUCCACCCAGGACGCUCAUGUUCAGCUCACACAGUGUGUAUGCGUGUGUGCGUGCGUGCGUGUGUGUUUGCGUAAAUGUGUGUAUGUGUGAAUGUGCUAGUCAGGCUAACAUUCACAGCCUCCCCCCUCCAACUACAACCCACAGGCAUUUGGGUUGAGAAGGGGGGAGGGGAAAUCAACAUAAACAAUAAUAAAUAAGUAAAUGAAUAAACAAGCAAACGGAACGGGUGUGCGGUAAAGAAAGAAAGUAUGGACGGAAAAAAACCAACCCAUGCCAAGCAAGCAAGAAAGUUCUAAAUCAGUUGGGAUUGUAUGGAGCGGCCACUCGGUUCAGGUGUGUGGUGGGUGUCACCAUUACCUGUGUACCAGAGUUGGCUGCAUUUGGCACUUACUGGUGGGAAAAAGACUGUCCUUUGACCCCCCUCCCCCCACCGGUAUCACCAAAUCAAGUUGCGAAGAAGAUUAUUAGUUAAAAAAAAGAGCGUAAAGAUUGUUUCAGGGAUAAAAACGAGUCAUGACAAGUAAAUGGACAUGUGUAGUAGGCUACUUCACAGUUAAGCAGCACUUUGUGUGUUGGGGACUGGAAGAUUUUUCUGUGUAUAUCUCUCUCAAUACGUGUGUAUGGAUCCACACAUCACACAAAGAAACACACACACACACACACACACACACACGCACACGCACACGCACGCACACACACACGCACAAACACACACACACCUCACCACAAUAUUCACACUCAUACACACACACAAACACACACACACUCUCAUUCAGUACGUCUCUUCUCAUAUUCAGUGUAUUGUAGUCACUAGGACAAAGACGAUGCUCCUACGCUCUGUCUGCCAUUGGCCGAGCUUCUCACCUUAAUCCAGCAGCAUAUCUCCGCAAUUCGCACCUGUCGUCUUCUACAGUUCUUCUGUUUCAUUGUACCUGUAUAGAAAAAAACCUGCAGCCAUGAGGCUCCCAACGAGACUCACAAACCACACACACACCACACACCACCCCCCCAACACUUCAACUCGAACCCUGGCUUGUGUGUGUACGUGUUUGUAUGUAUGUAUGUAUGUAUGUGUGUGCGUGUGUGUAAUCCGUCUGUGUAUGUCUGUGCGUGUAUGUAUGUCUGUAUGUACUUACUACGUACGUACGUGUCUCUUCUCUCGUCUGCAUCAGUGAGGUGAUGCGUGAAGAUGCUUGAACUGUGGUUUCUCGGAUGUUAAUUAGAAGCUGUGGUGAUGUUAACAUCAAGUGUGUCCACUUGUGAUAUAUUGAGAUUGAAAAAAAAAAAGCGAAUCAAAUGUGAUUGUGAAGAUUAAAGACAUGUGUCAUUUCACUGUGCGUCCGAACAGGGAACAAAGUGGGCAUGUUGGAGAAUUUGUCUGGCAUCCCGCCUAUAAAGCGUGCGCUUUUUGGCAUUGUCUUCACUUUUUUCUUUGUUUUUGUUGUUGUUGUUGUUGUUGUUUUUCCGUUUUGUCUUACGUUGUUUUGUUUUUUUUAUCACAUUUUUACUUGAAAUACCUCAUUUCUGUGACCUCAUGUGCUUGGUGUGAUUUUGUAUAUGUUGAUGACAUUCUAUUCUACUGAGUGCGAAGCAGGAAGUGAGGUAGAGACUCUGGGAUUUUGUUACGGGCGGCCGGGCGUAUGUACCGGCGGUCCUAAGAUGGCAGGUUGUUCUCUUCUUUUUGUUUUUCUCUUUUUUUUUCGGUUUGUUUUUAUAUUUGUGUUGUGCAUUUCUUACCAAAAUAGGUCUUUUUUUUAAUCCUACUGAAACGUGUUGAUGCUGAGGUUUUUACUUUUGUCUUUCCAAGUCAUCUUAUUUGCGCUACCUCCUCCCUCUCCUCUGUUUGCACACGCCUCUGUCGUCUCUUUUGAUUUGCAUUUUAAUCCGACUUCAUCUCAUGCUUGGCCUAAGACGUCUCCAUUUUUGCGAGUGUUUAUUUUGCAAGAAUGAUCAGUGGUGUUGAGUUUGCGGACGUACAGAAUCGUUUAACCCCCCCCUCCCUUCGGCAAAACACUCCGGUCUGUUAGCCCAACGUAAGAGAACACAUUAGCCGCGAGAAAGAGAAAGCAAGGUGAUUGUUUGAAAGAGGAACAAUGUUUAGCCGUGAGAGAGACCGAGCGUGAAGAUGUGUUGUGCUGUUGUCACGUUGUGUUUUAGUGUUGUUGUUCUUGCUGACCGGUGUCCGGGGCGUGGGUUUAGUGGCGUAAGAGAUUGAAAGGGAUACACUUGAAGAUCAUGUUCAAUGAGUUGCUGUUUUUUAUGUGAAAAAAAUGGUUUUUGUAAAGUUGAAUCACGCAAGACGUAUGCAGUGAUGAGAGGAGUGUAUUAUACAGCUGUUAGUGUGCUGAAAGUCUUUUUUUUGUUUUUGAGAAAAAGAAAAAAACCGGAGCUGGAGCAAAGCCGCAUCCCUAUUGGGAAGACGCGGCGUUGACGCUCUCCGCAGCUCCGCAAGAGCCAAAAGAGGCACUUUGACAUUGAAAAAAGUAUUUUUGUAUUGCAUUAAAGGUGUGAUACCUUGUAGUCUUUCGAGAUUUGAAAAAGAUGUUUUACAGAAAUCUCUCUCCAUUGUGCUUGUCGAGUAAAACUGUAUUUUCUGUGCCUCUUUUGCAAAUGUUUGUGAUGUGAAAAAAGAAAAAACAAAAAUCUCCUGGGUGUUGUUUCUUUGUUGGUGAAGGUACUAGACUAUUGUUGUUGAUCCAAAAAUUGCAUAGCAAGACAAGGAAGUCCAACUGCACUCAAUGCGCCAAUAACUCUUUUUUGCUGUUCUGUGCCCCCCUUCCCCCCCUCUCUCUGAUGCUUGCUGUGUGUGGUGGAGAACCGAUGAGGAUGGAUGUAUCCAAAGCUGGGGAAAGAGCGUCUCGUAUCUUUGUCUAUUUUUGUUAACACUGUGACUUUAAUGAUCACAUGCACACAUAUGUUUUUCACAGUAGUUGAUGCAUCCGUAGGUUGAUGCCGCGUUUUAUACAUUUAUGUGUGUAUUAUGUGUGUGUGCGUGUGUGUGUGUGUGUGUGUGUGUUUGCGUACGUGUGUGCGUGUGUGUUUGCGUAAUGUGAAUCUGCUCUUCGCUGUGUGGUCACCCUUCAUUGUGGAAAUGCACUAUACUGAACCGGAAGAGCGCAGUAUUUUGAAGGCAUUUUGUUGUAAAAGAGAAAAUAAAAAGGCCCCAAGUCACAGACGCUCGCCUUCUCACAGCGGAAAAAUACAGAAUCUUCAGUUGACUUAUUUUAGGUCACAAUUUGGCAGGUUUAUAUUUUGGCAUCUAAAAUCGAACUAAACAACUGCGGUGGUUUCUGUAAAAAAAAAGGCUGAUUUCUUUCUUCACCGCCCCAGGGUGUGUACUGAGAAUAACAUCAGUACAAGAAAUUAGAUUAAAAAAAAAGAAAAUGUGAAAAAAAAUCAACAAGUUAACGAUAUCCAAGUCAUUCUGCCUUGUCCCAUUUGUCAAGUAGAAUUGACAAAAGUAUUUUUCUUCUCGCCGGGGAAGUCAAGACUUUUUUUUCCAUGUGCUGUUUUCAUUUUCCUUAACGAAUCAAAGCUAGUGGGUGUGUUUUAUUACUUUUCUUUUGUAACCACAUAUAUGUAAAGGCCCUAUAAACAAUACUGGUGAUGUUUCGUUUAGUAUCAGUAUGUGUAUGUGUGUGUGUGUAUCUGUCUUGGUGUGCGUGUGUGUGUGUGCGUGUGCGUGUGUGUGUUUGUAGGCUAUAGCAACCACUGCCUCUGUACUACCACAGUUACUGACCGUUUGCAUUCUUCUUCUUCUUCUUCUUCUUCUUCUUCUUCUUCUAUGACAAUAACACCGUGGGGUUAAUCAUCAGCAAUAAUACUUUCGUCCGGGAGGGAGGGAGGGUGGGAAAAGAAGUCCUGGCUUCCCUGGUGUUGGGCUCUGAUUUGGGCUACUCUCUGGGCUGGUCCGGCCCGGUGCCAGUCUUGGUUUGGGCCCUGGGCCGGUUCUGUCUCUGGGUCCCUGGGCCCUGUUCUUGGGGGUCAGAGCUGGUUUUGGCCUCCCUGAACUGAGCUUGGGGCCUAUAGUCUGGUCCAUGCCCUGGGUUGGUGAUGCCGGGCCCCCCCCCUUGGGCCUGGUAUUGUGGCUACAGUAUCAGAAGCCCCCUUGUUUCUCUGGCUUGAGUGCUUGGGUGCCAUUCGUACGUACGAACGCAUGUCUGACCCCCCCCCCCUCCAGAGCCUCAGCUUCCCUGGGGAACUCUUUAUUGGACCAAGAGAAUAUCGAAACGUUCUCCUAAAACUUUUUACUUCUGUAUUUAGUCUUUUUUGCCCUGUGUUUAAACUGAAUUAACGUUUUGUUUGAUUUUGUUUUUGAUUUUUGUUUUGAAUUUACUUUCUUUUUUUAUGAUUGAUUUUAUGAAGAUGUCUACCUCAGCACCUGUCCUUAGUAUAAUCGUUAAGGUGCCCAUUUAAAGAAAUAGUUUAUUUGUUUAUUUUUUGUCUUUGUUUUUUGUUGUUUUGUUUUGUUUUUGUUUGUUUUUUUUCUUUCACUUGUGCACAUAUCAUAUCAGCUUUUCACUCUGUAGCUUACUGUCGGCCAUGAGAGAGAGAGAGAGGUGUUCUCCACUGUUGAACACGCUCAAUGGCUGGCUGGGGUGUGAGUUCAGUGUGUGCGUGUGAAAGAGAGUGUGUGUGUGUGUGUAUGUGUGUGUAUGUAUGUGUGUGUGUGUGUGUGUGUGUGCGCGUGUAUGUGCGUAUGUGUGUGUGGGUUUGUAUGUGCGUGUGUGUUUGUGCGUGUGUGUAUGUGCGUGUGUGUGUGUGUGCGUGUGUGUGUGUACAUGCGUGUCUGUGUGUGUGCGUGCGUGUGUAUGUGCGUGUGUGUGCGGUGAUAUCUGUGCUGCUGCUGAUGGACCUGUUUAUAUAUCUACCACCAGUUUUUUUCUCUUUUCUUUUCUCUUUUAUGUGAGCUCAGACACAUCGGUGUAACCUUCAGUGUUCUCUGGAAUGUGGAAAAAAAAUAAAAGGUAUAAAAGCAACCUUAUGCUGCAGGUUUCCUUUUGCCAUGGUUUUGUCUGUAAGUGAAGUUUGUGCCUUUAAUGUUGAAAAGAGUAUUUUUACACCCUACUAACGGUAGAUUGUUUUGUAGUGAUGAUUUUUUUUGUUUUUUUGUUUUUGUUUUGUAUUUUGGUUCACAAGUCCUUUAGAAGAUGAUGUUCUGUUGUCCAUGUCGAGCCUGCAGUUAGAAAUAAAAUAAUAAAUCUGUACUUUCUCACGUCCAA